AUGAUUCUUGCAUUCUCCAGGAAGAUCAAACCACAACAGUUUUCCGAGAUUGGCGAAAAGCUGGGUCUCAAGAAGACAGAGCUUGAACACAUACAACACCGGACACUGUCUAACAGGAAAGACGCUAACAUCCAAAUGCUUUCCAAAUGGAAAGCAUCUCAAACAUCAGGGAAUGAAGCGAUUCAGACUUUAAAACUUGUUUGGAAGUCUGUCCAAGCAGUACCGAAUGUGGAGAACCUAGAAGACGAAGGUAGUUCUCGUGAACUAGAACCAACUCCUGUGGAAAAGACAAAACCAAAUGAACCUUGUGAGCCUGAAGAUAUGGAGAUCAUUGUAACUACAGCUUGUGAUGAUGUUCCCAGUGUAUCUCCGGGAAAGCAUUCGGAGUCUCCUCAGGACCUUGAUCGACAUGGUGGAGUACCAGGCACAGAAGAGCUUUGCAGCGUCGCCCUUUCAGUGAAAAGCCUUUCAACUGCAUGUUCACUCGGGAAAGCCCUCCGUGUAAAUGAUGACGUCAUUGUUGGAUCCAUCGAUCUACCUAGUUUGUCAAUACUCCAUAAGAUCGCAGGAGAGCUCGUAGACAGUUGGCAGAAUGGUUUGAAAAAGGAAGAGCAAGAAGAUAAGUUCGCUAAGCUUCUCUCAGAGUACAAUAUCCCAGAUGUCAAAGCAGGCCGUGAAAAAAUAUCAAAAGCCAUUGUAACCAAGACAGACCUAGUGGACUUGUGUCAUCGCCUGAACGUUAAACCUUCUGGCGUUUUGCAGAUCAUGAGCAAAUUUGUGACCUUCCCGUCUCACAUGAUUGGCCGUAGUACUCUAAGGGUGCUUACAGAAUGGGUACACCAAGGUGGGACUAGAGAGAGGCUUCUGGAAAUUGCUCAGGCUUUCCGUUUUAACGAUGCAGCAGUAAAGAUAGCAGAAGACAUGAAAUGCCAACCAAGCUAUAUACCUUUCCUCUCGCAUGGCAUCAUUGAUCACAAGGGUGGAGAACUGACCCUUGAUGAACUUGGUACUGCCGUUUCUAUCCCUGAAGGAGCUAUACCUAAAGGGAUGAGAUCAGUUGUUACUCUUCGCGUGUCAACUCCUGACACUCUAAGGCUUCCUGUACGGGAGGGUGAGGUAGUCAUUACACCAGUCGUAGAAAGUUCUCUGACACAAGAACUGUUAAAGCCUGCCACAGUGGUAUUACCACACUGCACCAAUCACCAUGAACGUAAAGACGACUAUUCUGUUAUCUUGUACACAAGAACUGGACCAGGAACUUUCGGUCGUAGGAACUUGACUCCAUCACAAAUCUCAAAAGAUAAGAUAACGUUUUGCACACGUCAUCUUCAAGUCUUGGCUCUGUCAUCGACUGAUCUUCAAGAACUCCAGCUGAGAUGUGUAGUCUUCCAGCCUGUAUUCAUGACUCCUGCAGAGAGACCAACUCUACGUGUGUACUUACUUCAUCCCUAUAUGAACCGUAUAGAGGAUAUAACACGAACAGAGAAGAGUUCUUCUGUUCCCUACUGCCGGGUCAUGAAGGAAUUCACGUUCUCUAUAGAGUCAGAAGCAAGGGACCUAAACAUUGUGUUCGACGACGGGACGAAAAGAAAGGAGAGAACGAUACCCAUCAAGAGUAUACUCAGUGGAAAGUGCAGCCCUUUGAACUUCGAGCUUCAGUUCUCUCCUGAAGAGAAAGGAAAGAAGAACGGUCAUAUCGACAUACUACAAGGGUCAGCAAAACGUGCAGAAAAAGAGUUCAUUGUUUACAAAGAAGAUGAACCGGAUUAUGCAGUCGAACACACAGAUUCGCAAGGGCGAUUGCAGUAUGUAUCCAACAUUCUUCUCGAGAUCCUGGCCGAUGUGAUCCAUACACCAAAGGAUGUCAUAACCUUUGGUUACCAGCUUGGCCUCUCUUAUUCCUCUAUGAAGAAACACAACGACCAAACAGACGUGUACCUCGAUAGUGUCUCAAGGUCAGGCUUUGGUAAGAUGCUACGUGACUGGAGACGACAGGUUCGACCUAGUGAGCAGGUAGAUGAACUUCAUUUGGCAUUGCAAGAUGCUGGGUUAGGCCAUGCAGCUGAGGUCAUCUUACAUGAACUGAGUAGCAGGAGGCGCUUUGCAAAAGUCAAACAAGUAUGGGAGUCAAAGAAGUAGGCAGACCUGUCAUUUAAAUGUCCCACGACCAAGAAGGGAUUCAAUUGGUUUGUGCAUUCAGCCUACGUCUAAACCUGUACUCCAAGUUUGCAUGAUUUUCAGUCUGAAUCUCGAAGUUGCUAUUUCUUCCCUUCCAUAUGCUGGGAGUCAUGUAGUUAAGCUACAUUUGAUGAUGAUUUCUUGUUAAAUCUAUUUCAUUUUUAAGAAGGCGGUUGAGGUAUGAAGUAUUACGAUCGGUAAACAUGUAUAUGAUUUUUUCAUGUGUGUGUGUGGGAGGGGGUAUAUAAAUAUCUUCCUGUUUAGAAUACGUCCUUCGUAGGCCUUGUUCCUUUUUCCUUCCAUCUUUCCCUCAAUGAUAUUCAACAAAAUUCAUCAUGCCAAAUUCAUUUUGUCUGUUUCUCGUGUUAUUGCACACUUCCGCUCCUUCCACGCUUUUUGUAGAACAUUAUCAUUUAUCGCUUGAUCUAUCCACCCAACCUAUCUUUGCCAUCUUCCUCCACAUUGAAAUGUCAAAACUCUCAACGGUUUAAUGUCUUCCUUUUUCAGAGUCCAUGCCUCUGAUCCAUUAGGCAUCACACUCCCAAAUUAUUUACAUGUGACAAUAAUACCAUUACAUAUUUUCGUUAUCGUAAGGUUGUGUGAAUACCGUUUCUGGUCUGUUGGUGCAAUAAUUGAAUUGACUUCAGUUUUAUUUAAUUUAUUAACCAUUAAUAUACAUGUAAAAGCAAAACAUACAAUAGAAAAUAGAAUACAUACAAAAUACAAAGCAAGCAUUAUGAUCAGGACCACAAAGAAGUAAAUUGGGCCCCCACAAAAACAAAUUCAAUUAAAUAUAAUUCAGUCACCAUACCCACACUUGUACACACAUAUUCACACAUAGCU
Molecule: messenger RNA, 3021 nt
Organism: Strongylocentrotus purpuratus (purple sea urchin)
Lineage: Eukaryota; Metazoa; Echinodermata; Echinoidea; Camarodonta; Strongylocentrotidae
Exons: 11
Coding region: 1-2139 (712 amino acids)
Biological process (GO): netrin-activated signaling pathway
Cellular component (GO): membrane
Molecular function (GO): protein binding; netrin receptor activity
Source: RefSeq, a predicted model, not a curated record